UCUUUGAUGGAAUAACAGAAAAAAAAAAUUCUGGAUCGGAGAGCUGCGAAGCCUGGGAAUCGCUCGUUCUUCUUCUCCAAUCUUCGAGUUCUUUAUACCAAAACUAGAUUAGGUUUCUCCAAUUUUAUAUAAGCCCUAACACUUGCGAUUCUCUCGCAAUCAAUCUCUCAGUCUAGUGUUUCGCGAGUUCGCCUCUGAGUUUGGUCUGUGAUCGUGUGAGAGAGGAUGUCACGGUGUUACCCGUUCCCUCCACCCGGCUUUGUACCGAACCAAGUUCGGGAUGAGUCUCUGAUCGAACCGAUCAAAAAGGGGACAAAGGAGGAAGUUAAGAGAGAAAAGAAAGGUAGAAAACACAACAAGGUUCAAAAGAGGAAAGAGAGGGAUAACGAGGCUGGCCGAAGCAGUAAACACCGUCAUCAUAAGAGACAGCGCAAAGAUGAAAGCGCCAAUGCUAGUAAGCAGGUUGACUCCCUGGAGAAGAGCUGCCUUACGAUAGAACUUGACCAUCAAGCGUCUUCCCAGACUUCUUGUGAUAGCACUCUUCGUAGCAAUGAGAAUGAGGGACCGAGUCAUAUUAAGAGUCAGCCCCUCAACGGUAGGCAUAACGACUCUGGUGAGUUUGUUUGUUUACUUGUUGCUGGGUCUGUUUUGCUUCAGAUGAUGACGCUCUUUCUUCGAAUUGUUGCUAUGGGUUUUGAAGAAACUAGCAUGCGGGUCUUGUUACAUGGCAAAGGGCAGAAAUAUCCUGAGGUGAUGUUGACCAACAAGGGUCAAAAACAGUGUUCGGCCUCUAGUCAUCAAGAAAGUAUUGGACCUUAAAAUCUCUGCAGCAAAUGCCCUUCUUCCACGGCCAUACGAUUCUUGAAACUCGUCGAGAACUGGGCUCCUGAUCGGUUUGAGACCAAGCUCGCAGACUCUGAAGAUCAAGAAGGGUGGUUGUUGAUGAAAUUUGGCGCCAAAAGACAUGAUCAAGUUAGCGUUAAGACAAGCAGCAAGGGAAGUAGUUAGAUGGUGUGGCCAACUGCUCAGUUUCUUCCCGAAGCCGAACUACACGCAUUGCCAUUCACUGUACCCUUCUGAUUUCCCCAAAGCUUUGUUUCCCUAUGUAUUUUAGAUUAGCAUUUUGAACUCGGAGGUAUAUGUGUGAUUAUUUGUAGAUGCACUAUAAAUAUAUAUAGUAAGUAAUAUCAAAAUUGAGUUUACAUCUCA
Molecule: messenger RNA, 1209 nt
Organism: Brassica napus (rape)
Lineage: Eukaryota; Viridiplantae; Streptophyta; Magnoliopsida; Brassicales; Brassicaceae
Exons: 2
Coding region: 226-819 (197 amino acids)
Source: RefSeq, a predicted model, not a curated record